UUAUUCUACAAUGAGUAAAGAAAAUUUUGAAAAUGUUGAUCUUGAAAACAACAAGGCUGCCGAUGAACCACAGCCUGUCAAGGAGUCUUGAUGGAACAGAUUUACAUCAUGGUAUUGGGGGCCAAAUAUUAAGGAGUACAUUAAUCCUGAUGAGAGACCAGUAAUGAACUUUAAAGCCCUAAUGGCUUUUCGAAUUUUUCUAACUGUACUCUUACUUAUCAACCUCUUCUACAGACUAGGCUACACUGCCAAUGAUGGAGCUAGUACUUUCUUCAGAUAUCAGUUAUAUUUCACAUCUUGGAGUUUGUACAUAACCAUAUAUACAGAAAUAUGGAUAAUAUGUGUGUCCUUCAAGAACAAUAAGAAUGGGGUUGAUCUAGAGGAUAAGACUCAGGUGAACUUGUUGAAGCAUAACCAUAUCUUUAUGAUCCUAACCCUGGCCAUGGAGAGUGUAACCACUCUCAUGUACUGGAUUGCUAUCUAUGAGUAUGACAGCAAGUUCUCUGUGAGAGAAGUAUCUGGAAUGCUAGAUCACAUAUUACCUUUAAUAGUCAUCCUCUUUGAGUUCUUUAGCAACGGAUGGGUGCUAUACCAGAGACAAACAGUUGUUAUUUUUACACUUUUUACUUAUUUCCCAGUCAAUAUUUCAUAUUCAAUAUUUGGACCAAGAGAUCUUUAUGAAAUGCUGCCAUGGGAUACAGUCAUGUCCUAUGUCUUUGUUCUUGUCAUAUUUGGAAUUGCUUUUGGAGGUCAUGCAAUAUAUGCUUUGUAUUCUCAGUGAAGAUAUAACAAAGGAAAGAAAGAAAAUAAAGAUAAAAAAGUAUCCCAGGAACCAAGCUCAGAGAUGGAAAAAUCCUCUUAA
Molecule: messenger RNA, 862 nt
Organism: Moneuplotes crassus
Lineage: Eukaryota; Ciliophora; Spirotrichea; Euplotida; Euplotidae
Source: the annotation of a GenBank genome assembly